AUUCGUUUACGUUAUUGUGUUUAAAGAAAUAUGAGAAAAAUCCUGGUCUGACUUUCUGAUUAACAAUUAAAUUGUUUAAAAUUGUUUCGUCUCUAAUUUACAGGAGAAAUAAUUAUUUUAAUUUAUGAAUAUAUGUUAACAUUUUCAUGAUACACAAAACUGCUUUCUGUUGUAUUGUAAUAGUACUAGAUAGAAAAUGAUUUAUUUAUUAUUUUUGUCUAUCUUACAUAAUAUAAUGUGUUAAAUACUAAUAUAUAAAGGACAUAUGUUGACAUGCUCUUACAAGGACUUUUGACUUAAGAAAAGUAACUCAACAAUCAUGGAUGGUGCAAACGGUAUAGAUGUUGAGCGCGUGCUUGGUCACAUGAUGUGGACAGAUAUGGACGUGGAUGAUAAUGGUAAAGUGUCUGUUAAUGAAUUUGGAAGAUAUUUAAGACAGCAAGGCGUAGAUGUCUCGAAUUUUGCAAUAUUGAGGAUUGUCUCUGAUGGACAAACACCUCAAACCAGUAUGGACCACGAAAUGUUCGUCAAUACAAAAGAAAAACUCGCAUUAGAACUAGCUAAUCAGAAAGACCUUACACCAGAUGCCAAACUUAGGAAAUAUAAAGCUAGUUACCUUGAUCUAUGGAGAGAACAUGCUAGAUCUAGGAACGAGACUGGGGAGGUUCCACUAUCCAAACUUCCACACAUUGUAUUUUCGGAAUGUAAUCCGACGAGAGAACUCCUAGACGCUCUAAUUGCCGUCAAACAAGACGGAAGUGAAAGUAUUAACUUUGAGGAAUUUUGUGAAAUGUUAGAAAACCUUCCACAAUCGGGUAUGAUUGACGAGGAUGUCUUACUGAAGGCUUUCCAAACAGAAGAUAUAGACAACAGUGGUUCCAUCAGUAGAUCACAAUUAUACUCUCUACUUAUAGAAAAUGGAAAUGAUCCAUUAAAGAAAGAAGAAGUCGAUGAAAUGAUGGAAGAUUGUGGAUCUGGCGACAGAUUCAAAUAUACAGACUGGAUUCAGCGAGUUAUUACUAUAAAAAGCUUGUCGGAGAAAUAAAGGAUGCUUGAUUUACAUGUUUACCUGACAUAUACUCAUAUCAUUAUGAUAACAAAACUAUAAUAUAUUCGGUUUAUGUCUGAUACGUUUCAAAGAAUACAACAUUAUUUCAUA
Ruditapes philippinarum (Manila clam) is the source of this 1159-nucleotide messenger RNA. RefSeq lists its product as uncharacterized. Gene Ontology annotation, molecular function: calcium ion binding. Gene Ontology annotation, cellular component: cytoplasm. The transcript has 8 exons. Bases 320 to 1045 code for a protein of 241 amino acids. The record is from RefSeq and is a predicted model, not a curated record. NCBI's taxonomy places the organism in Eukaryota, Metazoa, Mollusca, Bivalvia, Venerida, Veneridae.